Molecule: messenger RNA, 321 nt
Organism: Symbiodinium sp. CCMP2592
Lineage: Eukaryota; Dinophyceae; Suessiales; Symbiodiniaceae
Source: the annotation of a GenBank genome assembly
AUGCAAGUUCCAAAUGGUCGCUUCACAACUUCUGCAUGUUCUGUUCAGGCGAAGCUCGGGCCAGUGCAGCCGAGGUACGUUUGCGGUGACUGCCGUCGUGGAGCUUCGCUCGUUGUCACCGCCAUCGCAGAGGUGGAACCCCCACAUAGUCCUGGGAGUAUCAGCUGGGUCCUGGAAGAUUCAUGCUCCAGGAUCGUGAAAGUGCAUGCAGAUUGGACCAGGCUUCCCUUUCGCAGCAAGGGAGCUGGAUCCUUGUGUUUACCGACAGUUCUGCCCUAUUUCGCAGCAUAUUUGCGUGAACCAACUGGAGUCCGCAUCUGA